Molecule: messenger RNA, 207 nt
Organism: Racocetra persica
Lineage: Eukaryota; Fungi; Glomeromycota; Glomeromycetes; Diversisporales; Gigasporaceae
Source: the annotation of a GenBank genome assembly
AUGUCUGGUUACGGUAACCGUGGUGGUGAUACACAUGUUGAAAGCUGGUGUGAUCCACAAACUACUGAAGGUUGGGGAGGAACACAGACCAAUGGAGGAUGGGGCGUGCUACAACUGGAUGAAAUUGGAUCUCUUAACGCGUGGAUGGAAAAUGAAGAAAGUUGGAUAUCACAAGAAAAAGACUCUAGUAAUAGAGAACGAACAGAG